Molecule: messenger RNA, 2117 nt
Organism: Babesia bovis T2Bo
Lineage: Eukaryota; Apicomplexa; Aconoidasida; Piroplasmida; Babesiidae
Product: putative integral membrane protein
Exons: 1
Coding region: 76-2097 (673 amino acids)
Source: RefSeq, a predicted model, not a curated record
UGUAGCCCGACAUGGUUAAUCUACGAAAUUCAAAACAUUCAUAUUGCAACAUUCUGUUUCUCAGCUGUAUAUAACAUGUUCUCAUAUGAUUUGUCCCAUUACCUCACUCUCGCUUCGGUGGGCGGGUUUAUAUUGACUAUACCAAGUUAUGCUAUUAUAAUAGAUCUAGAUCGUUCUGUAUAUCCUCAAGAUGUGGAAGUUUAUCAUGCAUCAUUCAUUAGAGGAGGAUUACAUAGAAUAUUCCACGGAAGGACUGAGAUGAUUAGCGCUGUUAAAUACAAAACCUGUUACUAUAAUACAAUGCUACGCAAUAUGACUUCUGUAACUGACGUUUAUGUUCAAGAAUAUAGAAGAGGCAGUGAAAUAUAUAUAGAAACUAAUCGAUGCAUCAAGGGAGUACAAAAACAACUACAUACUACAUUUUGCAAAAUUGUCGCACCUCAUUGUGUACUGUUAACCCGACGCGAUAAAAUGCUCCUGGCUGCCUCCAUUUCCAUUCCUAUAAAUUUAAAUCACCUUUUUCUACAUCCAUUCUUAGUGAGAUCACGUGAGGAGGAAGAAGAUGGUACUAGUAUUAGUUUGGAUUUAGUUAGUAAGAGGGCUUAUAAUAAGAAAUUGAAUGGUUGUAGGAUACUAAGGUUUACAAACCCAAAUAUAUUUAUAUCACCUAUAUAUGGUUUGGAUUCCCAAACAAAUGCCAGUAGUUAUAGUAACCCAAUGCUUAUAUCUCAAAGCGUGAAAAUAUAUCAUGUACUCGGUACAAUGUCGAUCACACUAUGGCUCAAAGGUUUACCAUCGAGUGAGUCAAAAUUUGUGGAGAUACCCCCAAUAUCGGAUGGAAUUUUCCGACCGAGAAAUAUAGUUAGGUUCGCAUUAAAGUUUAACGAAUAUGUAGAUAACUCACGUCCUUCUACAUCUAAUCAUCUGUAUAUUUAUGUUGAUAGUGUUGAAGUCAGUGUACCUGACAUAAUUAUAUUGGCCAAUCUAAAAAGAGGUGACUGGUUAUAUACCCAAUAUAGCAUUUUGGGUUCGCGAUAUCUUGAAUACCCUACCAUCGGUGUAAAGAGUUCACAAACAGGUCAGAUGAUCUACAGUGCUGCCUUCGAUGAAUAUGUAAGAUAUGUUGAAAUCUUUACGCAUGUAUUCAACCAGUGGAAAUUUGUGGUGGUUAGCAUUACGAAGUUCACCAAAGGUGUUCCACAUCGAUUAAAGAAGAUAUAUUUAAGAGAAAGAAGAAAUCGCGUUGACUACUAUAUCGAAUUAUAUGAUAGUUGUGCGAACUCCAGUCUAGAUAUGAUAUAUAACAUCAAAAUCAUAAACCCUACUACCGAUGCAAAUAAUGCUACCCUAGAAUCACAUAAUUAUCUACCUCCUAUAGAAAAAUGUUUAGCCAGUGGCAUUCCGGCAGUCACUAUGCAUUCAAUGGGCACCCAUAUAGAAGGUUCUGUUCGGACAGCGGCAACAACGCAUCUUGUAAUUCCUCAAACGCAAUGCAUGUCACAAUAUGAUUCGUAUGAGACUGGGAUUCAACGUGGUGAUACAAGUUCAACACUAUCACAAGUUGACACUUUCUAUACAUCUGAGUAUACUAAUGAUAACAAUAUCGAAAUAUUCAGACAAGGUAUGACUAUUGGAGCACCUGUUCCAUACACCGCCUACCCGACUAAUUACGCCCAGAGAAAUGAGGAAAUCGAGGUUCCCAUCGAACCAAGGGCCAGCACAGGUUUUACAAAAGUCGACCCCUUGAAUUUAACUGAAACGCUGGCUGAUUAUAACACAGUCGAGUUUACAGAUUCUAUGAUGCCACAAGAAAAAACAUCGGUUGAGAAUUCAUUCAACACUCCAUGCCCAAUUUCACAAGAUAACAUCGAAGAAGUUCCAAUAGAACAAAUAGAUACGUCUGAAACCCAACUAUCAGAGCCAAGCGUAACACAACCGAUAGAACCAGCUUUGCCACUAAUAGAGUCGGACAACAUUAAGCAUCCGUCAGAAUCAGAAGCUAUUGGUAUGCCAGAAUUCACGUUUGAAACAUUAUUAUCUGAAUAUGAACACUCACAAAAUCCAUUCAUUAUACCUUUGACUAAUUUUCGAAUAUAGAUGACUCUAACCAAGCAUCA